Messenger RNA from Colletotrichum lupini, 129 nucleotides. RefSeq lists its product as uncharacterized. The transcript has a single exon. The coding region runs from base 1 to 129 and encodes 42 amino acids. The record is from RefSeq and is a predicted model, not a curated record. NCBI's taxonomy places the organism in Eukaryota, Fungi, Ascomycota, Sordariomycetes, Glomerellales, Glomerellaceae.
AUGGAGAUUGUAGCCUUUGACGACCAUGACAAGCCGAUUGCAGCUGGAAAAGCACCCCGUCAAUACCUUUGGUGUGGGGCACUUGUCUUGUACCCGUAUAGGCCUGCAGGCACCAGGUUAGCUGGGUGA